AUGGCUUUGACAUACAAGCAAUCACAACUGGUCAAGAGCACCAUCCCCGCUCUCCGCGAGCACGGAGAGACCAUCACUACCAUCUUUUAUGCAAACAUGCUUCGGGCUCAUCCGGAGCUGAACGACCACUUCAACAAAGUUAACCAGGCCAAUGGCCGUCAACCACGUGCCUUGACGGGCGUUAUCCUUGCCUUUGCUUCCAACCUCAACCACAUUAGCGAGCUCAUUCCCAAGCUCGAGCGCAUGUGCAACAAGCACUGCUCUCUCGGCAUCUUACCGGAACACUAUGAGAUCGUCGGAAAGUACCUCAUCCAGGCCUUUGGCCAAGUUCUCGGCCCCGUCAUGACGUCCGAGGUCCGCGAGGCCUGGACAAAAGCCUACUGGAUUCUCGCCAGAAUGCUUAUUGGCCGUGAGGCCCAGAUGUACCGCGAGUUCGAAGAAGACAAGUGGACGGGAUGGCGCAAGUUCCGCAUCGAGCGCAAGGUUGCCGAGACGGACGACAUCUUCUCAUACUACUUGGUCCCCGUCGACGGCAAACGCCUCCCCGAGUUCUACCCAGGCCAGUACAUCACCGUCCGCAUGACGGUCCCGACUCUCGGCCACCUGCAAUCCCGCCAGUACUCUCUCAGCGACUCCCCCCGACCCGACUACUACCGCAUCACCGUCAAGCGCGACCAAGGUGUCAAGGUCGGCAAAGGCAACGCCGUCUUCAACCUUAACCCCGGCGUCUUCUCCAACCUCCUCAUCGACGACAAGAAGCCCGGGGACAUCGUCGAGUUGACGCACCCCACUGGUGACUUCUUCUUCGACACCCACGCCGCCGGAACCCUACCGGUCGUUCUCAUCUCCGCCGGUGUCGGCGUCACCCCCCUCAUGUCCAUCUGCAACACGAUUAUCGAGCGCCAGGCCGUCCGCCCCAUCUCGUGGAUCCACUGCUCGGCCCGCAACGCCCCGUUCGAGGAGCACAUCCGCAAAAUCUCUUACAGCCGCGCCAACUUCAUCACCAAGUUCUUCCGCUCCCAGAUCGCUGAUGUCGAGGACGACGACUCACUCUCGUCGGCGAGCGAAUUCGGUCUGCGCAUGGAUCUUAGGCGGAUAGAACCCGAAGAGCUCUAUCUCGGUCACGGCGGCGCCGAAUACUACAUCUGCGGGCCGGAGAUCUUCAUGGAUGAGAUGUCUCAAUAUCUCCUCAACCAGGGAGUCGAUCCCGCGAGAGUUAAGUUCGAAAGAUUUACCACAGGUGACUUGGCUUGA
Molecule: messenger RNA, 1254 nt
Organism: Colletotrichum truncatum
Lineage: Eukaryota; Fungi; Ascomycota; Sordariomycetes; Glomerellales; Glomerellaceae
Product: flavohemoprotein
Biological process (GO): cellular response to nitrosative stress; nitric oxide catabolic process
Cellular component (GO): intracellular anatomical structure
Molecular function (GO): nitric oxide dioxygenase [NAD(P)H] activity; heme binding; FAD binding
Source: RefSeq, a predicted model, not a curated record